This is a messenger RNA of Bactrocera oleae (olive fruit fly), 1091 nucleotides long. RefSeq names its product purine nucleoside phosphorylase. Gene Ontology annotation, biological process: nucleoside metabolic process. Lineage: Eukaryota; Metazoa; Arthropoda; Insecta; Diptera; Tephritidae. Gene Ontology annotation, cellular component: cytoplasm. Gene Ontology annotation, molecular function: purine-nucleoside phosphorylase activity. The record is from RefSeq and is a predicted model, not a curated record.
UUUCCUUUGCAGUUUAAAAAAAUAAAAAUAAAAUUAAUUCAAUAAUUAAAUAAUCCGCUGCAUCGUACCCUCGUUUCGCAUACGACGUAAUGGCGGAUGCUAAGUGCGCGACAGGCAAAUGUGAAGAUAAAACCAUCACCUACGAAGCGGUCAAAGUCAUCGCACAAUAUCUGUCACGCAUAAAAAUCAAACCGGUUAUCGGCAUUAUAUGUGGCUCGGGUCUGGGCUCACUAACCGAAGCCAUUACGAAUGCGCAAAAUAUCGACUACAAGGACAUACCCGGUUUUCCGGUCUCAACGGUUCCCGGACAUGCAGGACGCCUCGUCAUCGGCACGCGAGGUCUACCAGUGUUGGCAAUGCAGGGACGCUUUCACUACUACGAAGGCUAUCCAUUGGUGAAGUGUUCGUUGCCCGUGCGUGUCAUGAAAGAUGGUAUUGAGUACUUGAUGGUGACCAAUGCUGCGGGCGGCAUAAAUCCCACCUAUAAGGUGGGUGAUAUUAUGCUCAUACGUGCAAUAAACUUCGUCGGCUUCUCUGGCAAUUCGCCAUUACGUGGACCGAACGAUGAACGGCUGGGACCGCGUUUUCCACCCAUGACCGAUGCCUACAAUCCCGAAUUGAUUAAGCGCGCUCUCGGUAUAGCCAAAGAGAUGGGUAUACCGGACGUGGUUUAGGUGGGCACAUGCUUUCUAGGUGGUCCUAAUUAUGAAACCAUUGCUGAGUGUAGAUGUUGCACACUUGUGGCUGAUGAUGCUGUCGGCAUGUCGACCGCACACGAGGGUCUGGCCCAGCACUGUGGUCUGAAAGUGUGCUUCAGUCUUAUCACCAACAAGUCAUCACUGGACUACGAAAAGAAAGAGUAUGCCAAUCACGCUGAGGUCGUGGCGGUGGGUAAAAGUCGGGACACUUGCCGUGAGCUAAUGUGUCGCAUGAUCAAAUCUAUAGCAGCGGAGCGUGGUGGCAGCACAGCAGACUGUGGCUGCACAACAUGAGAAACGAGGGUUGCUGAGAUGCAAGCAGGAUUAGUGAAAACACAACCUAUUUUUUUUAUACUUUAUUUAAUUUACAGAAAAAGUCGAAAUCAUGCAAAA